Messenger RNA from Malassezia sympodialis ATCC 42132, 546 nucleotides. It is a transcript of the gene ARF2, whose product is annotated as ADP-ribosylation factor. NCBI's taxonomy places the organism in Eukaryota, Fungi, Basidiomycota, Malasseziomycetes, Malasseziales, Malasseziaceae. Gene Ontology annotation, molecular function: GTP binding; GTPase activity. The record is from RefSeq and is a predicted model, not a curated record.
AUGGGAUUGUCUGUGUCGCGCUUGCUGUCGGGCCUCUUUGGCAAGAAGGAGAUGCGCAUUCUGAUGGUUGGUCUUGAUGCCGCCGGUAAGACGACCAUUUUGUACAAGCUCAAGCUCGGUGAGAUUGUGACCACAAUCCCUACCAUCGGUUUCAACGUCGAGACAGUGGAAUACAAGAACAUCUCGUUCACCGUGUGGGAUGUCGGUGGUCAGGACAAGAUUCGUCCUCUGUGGCGCCACUACUUCCAAAACACGCAGGGCAUUAUCUUCGUGGUCGACUCGAACGACCGCGAGCGUAUUCCCGAGGCGCGUGAGGAGCUGCAGCGCAUGCUGAACGAAGACGAGCUGCGCGACGCUCUUUUGCUUGUGUUUGCGAACAAGCAGGAUCUGCCGAACGCGAUGAACGCGGCGGAGAUCACGGACAAGCUGGGUCUUCACAGCCUGCGUCAGCGCCAGUGGUUCAUCCAGGCCACGUGCGCGACGAGCGGUGACGGUCUGUAUGAAGGCCUUGAAUGGCUGAGCACGAACUUGAAGCGCCGUGGUUAG